Macadamia integrifolia is the source of this 1091-nucleotide messenger RNA. RefSeq lists its product as uncharacterized. The record is from RefSeq and is a predicted model, not a curated record. The transcript is spliced from 2 exons. Lineage: Eukaryota; Viridiplantae; Streptophyta; Magnoliopsida; Proteales; Proteaceae. Bases 171 to 590 code for a protein of 139 amino acids.
CUUCCUCCCUCCCCCCUCCUCCCACCCGGUGUUUGACUAUGUUUCUAUGUCCAUAAUCUCUUAUCCCUGAAUUCAACUUCACAAUCUCUGUUGGUUCUUUGAAAAUCAACACUGAAGCUCAAUAGAGAGAGAGAGAGAGAGAGAGAGGUUUGAUCAUAGUUUUGUAAUCUAUGGCCCAUGUAGAAGACAAGAAGAAUGAUGCUUGCAUAUAUGUGGUUUCAGUAUUGUUCUGCAUCUCUGUUUUGGCCGGUGGAGUGUGCUUGACAUUGUAUAUUACAUUACAAGAGACGACAUCGACGAUAUGGAAAAUUGCAGUACCAACAGCCCAAGCUGUUGUUGACGCGACGAGCGGUACAGCAACAGGUACAUCUGAUGAUUCCCCAGCUGAUUCUCCCGGUGGACGGCGUGUUCGUUUUGGAGAUGCGACUGUUGUCGGUAGACAAGAUUCUCACAGUGAGGACAUGGAUGGGUCUGUAGAGACUGAGUCAGACAUCUCUCAUGAUGAACAAGGGUACCAUGGGUCCGAUACAUUGGCGUCAUCGAGUCGUCGUGAGUCUGAACAGCCAUUAACCUUCUCAAUAUCAUCCUGAUAAUGCUCAGAGAAGACUAUAGUUUGAGGGUAUAAAGGUGGGUUCCUUCACCAGCUUCUCAUCAUUGUGGUGUUUCUGGGGUCCUAAUUAACAAGAGAUUGAACCAUUUGGGAGGCCCUUGCUAUGCCUCUGGUUGCACGACCAGAAUCGAUCCUCUACCUGUACAAGAAGUUUCAAUUAGAGUGCGAAGAAAAGGCUGGAGGCGGGAAUCACGAGUAAUCUUCCUUCCAAAUUAGAGAUGCAGCUACUAACGGUUCUAUGUGAAUAUCUUAUUGUUCUAUGUGAAUAUGUUACUGUUUUCAUGCUUUGCACAAUGUGAUACAAAUGGGAAAAAAAAAAAAAAAACAGAACAUUGAGAUGACUUGAUCAUUUCACUUGACUUCAUUAACAUAUCAAAACUAUCUCCAUUUGUCCUUUCUAGAUUAUUUCUCUGCACAAAUGAUAAUGGAACACAAGAUUUACGACAGGUUAUGUAAGUCUUGAAGGAAUUAUUGUACACAA